Aureococcus anophagefferens is the source of this 1974-nucleotide messenger RNA. RefSeq lists its product as hypothetical. The record is from RefSeq and is a predicted model, not a curated record. Gene Ontology annotation, molecular function: 2-oxoglutarate-dependent dioxygenase activity. The transcript has 2 exons. NCBI's taxonomy places the organism in Eukaryota, Pelagophyceae, Pelagomonadales, Pelagomonadaceae. The coding region runs from base 64 to 1974 and encodes 636 amino acids.
ACACGAGCUGGGGCCGCCCUCGGGCGCCGUCGCCGAGCAGCGCGUCGCGCGUACCCGCCAAAGAUGCAGCUCGCGACGGGCAAAUCGAAGCGCUACCGCUUCUGGCAGACCCCAGAAUUUAAAGCGGCGGUCUGCUUCGGCCUGGCCUUGGCCUCCCUGUGCUACCUCGGCUACCAGCUCUACGACCCGCGCUACGCCGGCCCGAGCGACGACGACGUCGCGAAGCCCUACGUCGCGGUGCACGCGUCGACCGUCGGCGCGCCGCACGAGAAGCGCGGCCCGGACCCCGGCGCGACGCGGAGGUGGCGGGUCGGCGAGAGCUGGGGCGGCCAGUGGCGCGCGAGCAGCGAGCCCGGCGGCGCGUACAUGGCGGGCCGGCCCCUCGAGCCGCACCGCGUCGGCGCCUUUAUCGGCGGCGCCGACGCCGCGACGCGGUCGGGCUUCUACGCGACGCCGUCGGGCGACUCCGUCGCGGUCGAGGCCGUCGCGGGCAACUGCUCCUCCUACGGCGUCGCGCCGCCGGCGCACUACCCGGCGCACUACCCCAUCACGCAGAUCAUCGAGAACUGGCCGCCGGACUCCGUCGCCGUGCCGCCGCGCCACUUCGCGUCCCUCUGCGUCUUCGACCACGAGGACGAGAUCCAGCGGCGGCAGGCGACGGCGUUCCGGAAGAAGGAGCUGCCGUUCGUCGUGCGGCACAUCGGCGAGGUCGACGCCGUCGUGAAGGAGUGGUCGACGCCGGGCGUUUUAGAGAGGAGGCUGGGCACGAAGUACUACCGCUGCGAGCGGUCCGACGACAACCACUUCAUGUACCACGGGGGCCACGGCGGGUUGCGGGGGUGGUCGUCGCCGACGGAGAACGUGCAGAUGCGCUACGCGGACUGGCUCGCCUACGCGCGCAACGCCUACAACACGACGGUGCUCGAGGACCACUACUACUUCCGCGUGUCGCCGCCGGACAUGACGCCCAAGGACGUGCCCAUCUUCUCGCGCGACGACCCGCUCUUCAUGCCCAAGUUCAAGGAAUCGAAGGGCGUCCACUGCCGCUUCGGCUACGCGGGCAUCAUCGCCGAGGCCCACUUCGACGGGUCGCGCAACAUGGUCGUCGAGCUCGGCGGGCCGCCGGAGAGCCUCGGCCACUUCAACAGCGGCCGGCGCCGCUACAUGCUCGCGCGGCCCCUCGAGUGCCGCAACGCGUACCUCCUGCCCAAGGGCCACCCGUCGGGCCGCCACAGCGAGAUCGACUGGUCGCGGCCCGUCGACGGCGCCAAGUUCCCCAAGUGGGCGAAGAUGCGCGCGCUCGAGGUCGUCCUCGAGCCCGGCGACGUGCUCUACAUCCCGGGCUACUGGAUCCACUACAUCAUGUCCCUGGGCACGAACUUCCAGUGCAACUCGCGCUCGGGCCACUCGACGGCGUGGCAGGCCGACGUCGGCAACAUGCGCUCCCUGGCGCUGUUCGCCGCGCUCUUGACCGCCCAAGGCCUCCAGCAAUCCACUUGUCAAAGACGACGCAGCCUCCCGCGCGCCGCCGCGAGCGACGACGCCGAUGCCUUGCUGGCGGCCGCCGCGUCGCUGCGCGCCGAGGCAUCGCAGCUCGAGAAGGAGAUCGCGCCGCCGGUCGCGCCGCCGCCGCCGCCGCCGCCGCGGCCGGAGGUCGUCGCCGGCGUCGACGCGCGCGAGCUCGUGCCCUGGACGGGCAAGUGCUUCGCGGCGAAGAUCGAGCUCGACCAGUUCGACGAGGCGGGCGACGCCGGCGGCGUGGCGACGCGGUCGACGCCCGCGGAGUGGCAGCCCUGGUUCGAGCCCGGGGCGAGCGUCGCGUUCCGGCGGACUGCGACGGUCCGGCGUCGGGAGGACGAAACGAACUCAAACGACGCGCACGUGUGGUCCGCGGCGAUCUGCGCGACGAGCUUCGCGCGGCCGGCCUCGCGGAUCGGGUCGCCGACGAUGGGCGUCGCCUUGCGCCGGUCGUAG